Molecule: messenger RNA, 4284 nt
Organism: Exophiala viscosa
Lineage: Eukaryota; Fungi; Ascomycota; Eurotiomycetes; Chaetothyriales; Herpotrichiellaceae
Product: mono-functional DNA-alkylating methyl methanesulfonate N-term-domain-containing protein
Exons: 5
Coding region: 139-4041 (1300 amino acids)
Biological process (GO): mRNA splicing, via spliceosome
Cellular component (GO): U2 snRNP; nucleus
Molecular function (GO): protein binding; U2 snRNA binding
Source: RefSeq, a predicted model, not a curated record
AAUCACGGCUCGCGCAUGAAAUUAAUACUGGAUUCUUGUAGCGUCUCGUCGCUCAGUUGCUUCGUUGCUCACUAGGACAACAUCGGUUACUUUCUCAGCAAGUUAUUUUGCCUUUCCCCAGGUACUGCUGGGAACACUAUGAGCGCCAACAGACCCAAGAAAAGCAGGUCACCCAAUGGGGAGCAAGGGCGACUGCCUGCUCAUGAACGGCUCGGGAUCCUCUCGAGGACUCUCAAUUCCAGCUCAAGCAUCCGAUGGAUUCUUCCGGCCAAGAUUCGCUCGCCUGUAAAGGAAGAUGUGGUAUUCGUUGGAGCGACGUUUGUCCAACUCCAUGAGUUCCAGGAAACUGGUCAAUUAGUCAAUACCACUGCAAAACUUGACUUUGGGACACAAAUCACUGAUGCAAAGGUAAUCUCGGCCGAUGUGGAGGUCGUCCCAAUCGUCGACGCAAUACUGAAGCAGGAACGGGAUCAAGAACGCUUCACUGUCCAUGGAGAGCCUGUACAACACACUCAACCACCACAGAUUCUCGUCAUCAUUACCGUCGACAACGACCUCAUCUACGUCUAUGCAAGGGAAUACGAUGACGGCGAUGUCAAGCUUGCCUUUGCGAGAAGACCACUCCUCAGAGGUGCUGGGUUACCCUCAAGCGAGUGUCGAUCCAUCGCUGUGGAAUCGCAAUUCAGAUCUCGUGCGCUUGCCAUUGCCUCUCCUUCCGGCUACUUUGGCAUAUUCAAGUUACGUCCAAUUGACGAGAUCAAAUCCGAGAUCGACAGCUGGGAUCCACAGAAACCUGGCUCGUUCCGUCCUUCAGAAGAGCAACGCUUCAUUCAGGUGGACGGAGAUAUUCUAGCAAUGUCGUUCUUGCGCAGUCUCGAAUCAGAUCCAGAUAAAGUCAUACUCCUUCUUCUAGUCUACUCGGGCGAGCAGACUCAAGGGAUACACCAAUACCUUUACAGCUGGGAUACUCGCUCUCCCCUUCAAACAAUAAAACCUAUGGCCUGUAGUGGCCGCCGCUUAACCGAGAGUCGCCUUCCUUCGAUGCUCGUACCGUCAGCACAGCCCUACUCGUUCAUGAUUGUUAUGGAUACUGGACUGUCUUACUAUGAAAACGUCCACACCAACGACACCAAGCGUAUCCAUUGCCCCUUUGUUGAGCAAACCUCUGGCUCUCUGGAAUGGGUUCAAUGGGCGAAGCCAAGGCGGCAUAACGAGUAUUUGCGGAAACGGGAUGAUCUCGUGCUUGUUAGGGAGGAUGGCAUGGUCCACUAUUUCCAGAUUGAGAAGGCUUCGAGUGUCAAAUUCAGCAUGAAUUGCACCAUAGGACCUCUUGGGUUCAAUGUCGACACUGCUUUCUGCAUGCUUGCGGGACCGCCUGACAAAGGUGGCGACAUCAUUAUUGCUGGCGGCAGCAUGACCGAUGGAGGCGUGUUUCAUGUGUCCGCAAGAGGUUCUCCUGAAUGUACUCAGGUCAUUGAGUCGGUCUGUCCUCUGCGGGAUAUGAUCCUUGGUCCAUCAACGACAGUACAUGCUGGACAGUCAACAACUUGGUCACAGGAGACUCCGGAUCGGCUUUACACUUGCUGUAGCAGAGGCCACGGGAGUGGUGCAUUAUUCGAGAUCCGGUAUGGCUUGGAAGCGCAGAUUGGCUGGACUAUGACCUACCCAGAUGCUGCUCUCAUUGACCGAAUAUGGACUCUGGAUAUUCCAACUCGGAAUGAACUGUUGCUAUUGGGGUCGCAGUCCACACAGUCAACAAUGGUGUCGUUUGACCUAGAUACGCAGGAUCUAUCAUUCACCGACUCGGAAACUCAUCCAGGUUUUGACUAUGAUCAUCCGACCCUUGCUGCCGCCGUUAUCGGCGUCGAUAUCAUUGUUCAGGUGACGACUGGUAGUGUCAAUAUCAUCCCAACCACACCCGAUCCUACUCCAUCCCAGAUCACGCGCAUCGAAGCAAAUUUGCAUCAGGCUGCCAUAUUCGAAGGCGAGAACAUACUUGCAACGGUGGUCAGACGUUCUGCGGGCAGCGAGAUAGCUCUGACGGCCAUCAUGACCACUGAUUCUGGCAUUGCGCAGCUGGCACCAGCCACAUCCACAACGCUCCCUGACACCGCCAACAGUCUGUGCUGCCUGAAAUGGGGAGGCUUUCUUUUGCUCGUUGUGGGCACCGACACUGGAAAGCUGCUUGGAUACAUGGUGUCUCCCGAUUUGACGUUAAGGGUGGUCUUUCAACACAGGGUUAGUGAUUUGGACUCCAGCAUUGAGUCUUCAGCGGUCACCUCAUUAGUGGCACUACAACGGGGACCGGAUGACCCUGUGCUCAUCCUUUGUGGUCUCCGCUACGGUAUGCUGCUUUGCUUGGAGAUGAAUAAGGCUGAAAGACGCGAGUCAGAGCUGAGUCUACGGUGCGAUGAUAUCUAUCGUCUUGGGUCCACCUCGGUGAUCGUGACUAAGGAAACUUCGUCGUCAGAUCACGCUCAAGCCACGUCCGCAUUGGUUUUGUGUGACUCGGAAAUGCGGCGUGUUACACUGCACUCAAAUUCUCUUAUGGUAGACUAUACGGUGUCUUCACUAUGGAUUACCAACCGUUCGGAGCCAUCAGUGGAACCGUCGAUAAAUGCUCUUCACCGCAUCCCAAACCUAUCUUCGAAAGGAGAUCCUGGAGGUCUUCUCGUUUGUGCUACGGGAGACGACCUUCUCUUUUGCUCCUUGGUAGGUCAAGAUCAAGGCAUUGUCAGAAAGUCGCCUAUAGAUGGUGUCCCACGGCGUGUGCUCUAUUCCGAAUACCUGCAAAAGUUUGUCGUCGCUUUCGAGCGAAAUCACCUGCUUACCGGUAUCACGCUCGACAAUACUGCUGAUAGCAUUUCCAAAAAGCGUGUUGCGCACGUCAAGAAUAGUGGCCAUAGUGCUCCAACACCCCGUAAGAUCCAACAGGUCGGUCUUCAGUUGGUCGACCCCAGCAUGACAGACACAGACGGCCAAGGACUAUCGGUGGUUGUAACUGAGGAAACAAACGAAACAGUCAAUGCUCUCAUCCACUGGGCGCCAACUGACGGAGAGCAUCACUACGAAUGGUUUGUUCUUGCCUUGGAGCAGAAAGAACCAGGAUUUCCCCAGUGCAGUGGCCGAGUUGUCUGCGUCAACGCCAAAAGUCUCAGCAAAGGAACACCCGACUCAAAUCCCAAGAUUGCGUUCAGAAGUCCCGAUCGACCCGUAACCGCCAUUUGCGCGUACAAGAUGUCCUCACUCUUGAUCGCCGUGGGAAGGGAGCUACACUUGCAUCACUUAGACUUUGCGACUCGCAAAUGGAAGACGCUAUCCAAGCAUCCGCUGCCAUCCUAUGCGAACACUAUUACAUGUCAAGGAUCCAUGAUUUUCGUGGCAACAGCUCAGCAUUCCUUGUUUGUCCUCGUUGAACGCGAUAACAAGCUCUUCGAACACAAAUCGGACACGGAGGCAAGGUCCACGAGGGACGUUGUCGUCUUCGAUGGCACCUCCGCAAUGUUUUCGGCUUGGAAUGCUGGCAGUACGGAUCUCGUGGCGUUCUCGGGGUUUCGUAAGGACGGCAACGAGCCCUACCCACUAUUUCACGCGACGUUGCCUCUCCUUGUGGAUAACCUGCUGUUGAGUCCUAGCUCGGGCAGACGUCAUCGCUUCUACGCGGGUGCCAGCGAUGGGACGUUAUUUCACCUAACGGUGUUGCGAGAAAGUGAGUGGGAGCUGUUGCAUUUCCUGGAGCAGACCAGCUACAUGGACAAGAAGGGCAUCAAAGCUGUGCCAAUCCGAAAGAAAGAUGCGAACAACGAGGAUGUGGUCAUCAGACCUCCACCAGUGAAGCUGACUGAUAUGCAUGUUCGUGGUGACCGAUUGCUCAUGAUGAUCGAAGAAGGACCGUACAAUCUGCGGAAUGUGCUGAGGGGGUCCGAGAUGCUCAACACAUUCAAUGCUCUAGUCACGAGAGUGCUGGGCGAGACGGAGCAUCCUGUGGAUGCUGUGGGUGUGUGGUUGAGGAAGCUGCUCAGGUAUCCGUCGAGAUCGUGAUGGUCGUGGAAAAGUUUGGACGGCCUACAAUCCUUAAUUUUCAAGAAUAAAAUGCAUACUCUCACAGCCGAUCGCUUUCUCUGCCGUAUUGUCGAGCUGGUUCAACUUGUGGUUCCUUUGCCUUGCCCAUGAUCUCUUGCUCACCAUGCAGCCCCUGGAAAGCCUGGUGUUGACUUUGUGGGUAGGCCUGGUGUUGAAGUGUAAGACAUGUACUGGAAGUUCGGCUCAACUGUCAUCCCGUCU